This is a messenger RNA of Plasmodium inui San Antonio 1, 4638 nucleotides long. RefSeq lists its product as hypothetical. NCBI's taxonomy places the organism in Eukaryota, Apicomplexa, Aconoidasida, Haemosporida, Plasmodiidae. The transcript has a single exon. The record is from RefSeq and is a predicted model, not a curated record. The coding region runs from base 1 to 4638 and encodes 1545 amino acids.
AUGAAGAAGACAAGUAAAAGGAACAACCAGAAUGCCACUACACCGCGGAAGAACGGAAUGGCGAAAGAUGUAGAAACCACUAUUGAGAGCACCCAAAGGAAAAGUAAAGAAAAUGAAAAAGCGGAGAUGAGAAAAACCAGUGGGGAGAACGACCAAGUAGAGAAUUUCAACUACAUUAAGAGUUACCUAUCGGAAAUAUUCGAGCUGGCAAAAAGUGACGACUCGGUGACGUCGAAAAGGGAUGGUAACGUGAAGAGCACCCACAACAAAAGUAGCGAAUUCGGUGAAACCAUUUCGCGCCUCCAAACAAAAAAUAAUAGCUUGAACGUCGAGUGGGAUUUGGACAACACGUACGAGUUUGAGACGAUGGAGAGUGGGAGUUACCCAAAUGGGGCCGUACAGUUGGUAGGAGAGGCGGCAAACGUGGGAGAGGCCUCCGCAGGAGCAUCCCUUAGGGGUGGAAACUGUGCACACGCCUUGAGGCUGAAGAAGGCGCUCACGAGCGGGGACGAACGGGAAUACAACAUAUUCGGAAGCAAGUCGCUGUUUAACCAUUUUGGAUCAUUUAACAGAAAUGGCAACCCAGGAGUCUGGUUGAUGAAGAACGAAGAAAUUUAUAAUGCGCCAAAAGGUAAGAGUGUGCAGAAUGGUGUAAGCAUGAAGAUGGCCGAGGGGAGAGGUGAGCAUCUCAUAGAUGAUGUUGUCAGGGGGGUUUGUCCAAUGGAGCCGAGCGGAAACUUCGACACGUUGGAGGGGGGUGGUGAUGAUAAUGCUGAUGAUGCGUUUCCUAUGAGUGGAUCUUCAUUGGAACAGGAACGCUACAGCACUAAUGUGGAACUCCUGCUAGCGCAGCUGGGCGGUAGUAACGGACACAUCGGGGGAUUAGAGACUCUCCAAACGGGGAAGCCACAGGAGCUGAACAAGAAUCUGUUCCAAGUUCUCAGCGGCAGCAACAGGGAGUUCCUUUGUAACUAUAUUAGGAAGUAUCGAGAGAUGGGAGAAUGCGAAGAAGAGGCAGUCAUCGAAGGGGCACACGUCGAAGGGGAAGACAUGGAAGAACGCGUACAAGGGGAAGAUGCCCUCCCUUUUGAUGGCUACGAAAAGGGGAAAAGCGUAUGCUUCGACCUCCCCACCCUGGAGAACAGCCUCAUAUUGAGCCAUCACACCAUCGAGACGUAUGUGAAGAGCGACCGGGGCAACGAAGCAGGCAUUGGUUUCAAAUGGGAAAGCUCAAGAUCGAGCGGGGAGAAUCUUCGUCCGUCGGGCGAAGAAAUAGUUAAAACAGAAAGAGUCGGAACAAGCGGUGACAGCGUAAAUGAAGAGAACGGCGUGAAAGUGAAACACGACCUCAGGGGGAUGAUGGACCAUCGUGAUGACACGAAUGCGGGGGAGUACAAGAGGGAAGGCUACGAGUACACCGAUUCGAAUGCCCCAAAUGGCCAAGAUGUCCCCAACGCCCCAAGUCUGUUUUUCAUCCCCGAAUGGGUUGGAACCGAUCAGGGAGAAACAUGCAUGCAAGGGAAAGGUCUCGACAAGGGGGACCGUGAAGGGAAGAGAAGUGCCACCACUCCGCCCAGCCAUGUGGCACCUCCAGAUGAAUGGGAUGAGAAGACUCCUUCCGUUGGACCCAAUACGAAGGAGUGCACCACGUCAGAGCUCUACAUUAAUUUAUUGCAACUAUUAAACGAUGAGUCUCACAAUGUCAAGGUGGAGAACACGAACGACGAAAUAGUGAUGCACACAGGGAAAAGUCUCUUUAGUGGCGAAACUCACGCGUACUACCAGGGGGAUAUUCUCAGACAUGUGGCACAGGAAGAGGGGGGUAGACAUUCCCAUCUCGAUGACCAGCACACUGGUGGUAAUGAUCCAUUUGCACAUCGGGCCAAUUACGAAUCGGUGCGGAACUAUGCAAACGGGUUAAGUGGGGUGGACGAUGGGGCAAAGAUGAGCCAAGUGGAAAGAGGAGUUACCAUGGGGGACAUCACCAGUGCGGCCUUACCAGUGAAGAACUACUUCAAAUACCCGACUACCCCCUUUCCCAUUUUGCAUGAUAAUGCACCGGGUAGCUUUCGAAAUGGAGGACAGUCUACACAUGGCUCACCGCACCCUAUCGCUAAGAAAAAAAAUGUCAUGUUUGAAGCGUUAAAGAAUAAGAUAGGGUUUCUUCUAGACAACGAGGAUGAUGAGGUGCUUCUCAGUCAAUAUAUUAUGGACUCUAUAGGUGACUAUAACCGUAGUAAAUGGGGAAGGGGCGCCAGCGGUAGGGAGAGCAUGCAAGUGGGUCGCCCCUCCGUUGGAGAGCGUGCAGGAUUAGUCUUUAACCGAGUCGAGGGAGCGUCUGAGAUUGCCACUGGGACGGAGCUACAAAUCGGCUAUGCGAAAGAGAGGACGCAAAAUGGUAUCCUUAAGAGUGAGACGAUUAACUACAAUUGGAAUGGAGCAGCUGAACAGCUGAGAGAAGUGGACCUCCGUGGCCAGAAUCACCACACCUCCAAUUUGCUCCUGGGGAGGGGCCAAACGGACACGUAUAAUUAUAGGUAUUCACAAAUGGAUCGCGUGAGAGGUGGAUCUCCGCCUGAAGGCGCAGAGUUGGCGGCGAUCCGUGAGGACAAAUGGAGGGCGGACAAGUUCAAUGAUGGCACCCCGCACGUGAGGAACAGGACCGAAAGGAGCAGCAUCGCCAAUCUGAAAUUGUUCCUAGCGAACAGUUUGGUGGCAAACAACAUCAGCAAUUCGAGGGCGGUAGCAGUGGAGGCGGGCAUCCCCAGCGGGCAGAUCAGCAAGCACAUCAGCAAGCACAUCAGCGAUUAUACCAGUGGGCAACGUAAUAGCCUUGGCAGGGGCACACCCGGUGGCGAUUCCGCGUUUGGCCAAAAUGGGGACGACACCGAGGCAGGAUGGAAUGCUGGGCCCGUCUCGCCGGCUUCGCCAGUCCUUCCCUCCUCUCCUACCCAUAUUUCCUCGUCAGACGUCCCCGUGAAAGCGCUAGAAGGGAGAAACUCCGCAAACGUGGGUUCUUUCCCCUGGGGGGACUAUUCCAUCGAACGGGGAGAUGCGAUUCGUGGAUCUCUAAGAACAGCUAACAAGGAAGAGGACAACGAAGAGCAGCUCAGAAAAAUAAACGAAAAUUUAUUAUUACUGAGUAGAAGGAAUAGUAGAAGCCUUCGUCGCAGUGAUGUGUCCAGGGUGGAGGAGGGAGAGAGUGCAGCAAAGGAUGCCUCUCCGAAUGGUUACGUUGUGCCACUACACGGGAUGAAUAGCCUGAUGAGAAUCCCCCAAAGUGCACAUCGUGACGGCAGCUUGGCUACCAAGGGGGGCAACUCUUUCCUGAAAAGAGACUCAGCGAAUCUGAAGAUACAUCAACCAUAUGGUGGUGGUGUCGGAAGUGACACCCUCAGCGGUGUUGUGGGGUCCUUCGAAAAGGGGCACUUCAUAGACGAGGUGGGGUCGAACUGGUCUAGAUGGAAUUUUAAGGGAAGGGAAAGGGAUAUCGAAGAGGCGAAGAGGGAGGGCAUCCUAUUUGGAGGCAGGAGGGAAGACCUAUCUUUCAGCAGCAGAGGGAAGGGCGCGUUCGAAGACAGCCGAAAUAACUCCCUGUGGAAUAGGAAUGUUGUCUCGGGCUCAUCAAUCACGCGGGGAAGCUACAGCGGAAGAAACAACCACAGCAGCAGCAGCAACGGUCGAUUGGAUCGACUCAAGUCACAGGAAAGGCGAGGGAUGUCCAACACAAGGGGAAAGAAGAAAUCUAUAGAAGCGCGCCAUCAGCUAUCCGCACAAGCCUUAAAGGCAUGUCUGUCGAAAGAGGAUGAGCAGGACUUAGAGGAUCUACUAAACUCUCUUUACGACGACAGGAUCAUUCCGCUGAUCAUCAAUUUGAAAGGAAGGGCAGACGAAUAUAACUUCAGGGAUCUGAUAAAAAACAACAUCAGAAAUGCGUAUGGGUUGUUCCCUGAGAAGUACACAGUGAAGGAGAACUACUCUUCUUCUUCGUCUUCUCCUUCUCCUUCUUCUACUUCUUCAUCGGACAACUAUUUGGUCCAUUUUGCACACAGAAAGGUGGACGAUGAUUAUUUUUUCUCCAUUAACGAUUCAGUAGACAGAUACGAUCCGAGCGUAUGGAAUCAAUUUGAGAAAUAUUUACUCGAAAUAGCCACUUCGGAUGAUCCCCAGAUGUAUUCCUUUACAGGGGGGAGGUAUGGCAUGGCGAAGGAGCUGCAAAGAAGGAAGCUGCCAUUUUUUCAGGGGCUCUAUUUAGGCCAACUAUGUCACAUUGUUCACAUCAGUGCCACUAGAAAAAUCAUUGCCUACGAAAAUAACUUUAUCAAGCCUAUUUCUCAGUGUCGGAAGUACGAGGAUGCGAAGAUGGGCAUCCUGAACCCACGGGGGGGUGAUGCAAAAAAUUAUAUUGCCUCCAUGGAGGAGUUAAAAUUUUAUCUCACUGCUAUUCUCAAGUCUCACAAGAGGGGUAUUAACAUCUCUACGUUGAAAGUGAAAAUGAUGAACAUCUAUAACAAGCGCCUGUGCGAGAGCAUUUUCCACUGCGUAAAGUUGGUGGAGUUGCUGCAGAUGGAGGAGCUGCGCGACGUCUGCGUGGUGGACAUGGAGUCACGCGUACUGCGUGCUGUGGUUGCGCGGUGA